Molecule: messenger RNA, 4059 nt
Organism: Morchella sextelata
Lineage: Eukaryota; Fungi; Ascomycota; Pezizomycetes; Pezizales; Morchellaceae
Exons: 5
Coding region: 1-4059 (1352 amino acids)
Source: RefSeq, a predicted model, not a curated record
AUGGCUGACCCCUCUCCCCCGGGCACCGCCAACGACCCCGUGAAAGAAACCCACCGCGAAGAGACUCUCGCCCCCAAAAAGCCCGGUCUCCUCGGCGCCGCCAAACGGCCUUCCUCCGCAACCACGGCCGCAGCAAGCUUCACCGUCGGUGGCGCCGUUGCACCCGCCACCAAUGGAUCACGCCGCUCCGCAACCGGCUCCACAACCGGCCUUGGGAAGCCUCUGAGGCCAGCCAGCUCGUCAAGCACUGCAGGGACCCCCCCGGGCUCCAAGAGGGUCUCCUCGGCAGCCGGUGGUGCACCAGCAACAACUACAGGAACCAAGACAACCCCAACCGUGAGAAGGACUGUCACGACCCCCGGAACACCCGAGAGGAGAAGCACUUCCAGCACCGGCGGGCCUACAAGCCCUGAGCGGAGGGGUUCAAGCCUUUCCGGAGUCGUUAGGAAGCCGGCUGCCCUCCCUGCAGGGCUGAGCGCACACAGGUCCCGCGGGUCACUCAGUACCCCCAGCGUCACUGGCCGCAGCUCAGUCAGCAGUCUCCGCGAGGCCGCGACCAGCCCUAGGCCACCCAGCGCGAAUGGCAGACCCGAGAGCUCGGCCGGUGCAAGACCACCUUCGGUAAGGAAGUCGGCCACCGCCAACACAAUCGCCGGAAAGCUUGUUUCCGGCGCCGCUAACCUGCGGGCGAGACCAAGUUCCUCGGGUCUCAGCUCCACUGCAUUGGCUGAAAAGGAGAAGGAACUCGAGACGCUCCGGGCAAAGGUUGCCGAGCUGGAAGCGCAGAACAGGAACAUUGUUGAGGAGCUUGUCAAGGCAAAGGAAGAGAGCGAGGCUGUAUCACCCGAGAAGACGGCCGAAGCUGCGGCUGCCCUUGCGGAGCUGGAUGCGGCGACGGAGAAGCUGACUAAGGCUCUUGAAGAGGUGGAUGAGCUGCGAGCGAGGAUUGUAAACCUUGAGGAGACGAUUGCACAGCUUAGGGCAGAGAGCACUACUGCUCAGGAAAAUAGCGCUAAGCUUGCGUCGGCGAUGCAGUUGGAGGCUGACACUGUCAAGAACGCCUCCGAAGCCAUUGGCGUCAAGCACAAGGAGGAGAUUCAAUCCCUGCAUCACAAGUUUGAGGUCAAAGAGACCGAGCUCCUUCAGAAGAUCGGCGGUCUUGAAAAGACCCUUGAAGGCUUGAAGAGUGAGCAUGCUGAAGAGGUUACCAAACUCACCAAGCAGGUCGAAGAGGCCGUUGAAUCUGUGAAAUCAAAGGCAGCCUCCGAAAGUGGUGAUCUUCAGCAAGCUCUUGAUGCCCAGAAGGAAGCCCACACCAAAGCUCUUGAGGCUCUUACAAUUGCUCUUGCAGCUGAGAAGGCCGCUUCCGCACAGGGCGCGGCAGACUCCGAGAGCAUCAUGAGGAAGCACAAUGAGGAGCUCGCGGCUUUGAAGAAGAGCCUCGAGGAAUCAGACGAUGCCUUCAUGCAGGCUCAGGAGAAGGCCAACGAGGCACUCGAAGCCCGCGAACGCGAGGUUGAUGGCCUUAACAGCGUCGUCAAGGCUCUUCAGGGCGAAAUCGAGAAGCUUGCAAGUGAUAAGGCGACCGAGCUGCAGGAGAAGAUCAAGGAGCUUAACGAGCAACAUGAAGCCCGCAUCAAGGAAGCUCACGCUAAGGCUGAGAAGAUUGCCGAGGAGGCGAACGCCAAGAUCGAGGCUCUGACUAAGGAGCAUCAGGCACAGCUUGAAGCCGGUUCCGGCGCUCUAGCUGCCCAGCUUUCUGAGGCCAAGACUGCCGCUGAGGCCAGGGAGCAGGAGCUUCUGGAGCAGAUUGAAGCCGCUCAGCAGGAGUCUGCUGAAGCCAUCGAGGCCGCCCAGCAGACUGAAAAGGAACUCCUCGAAAAGGUCGAGGCUGCUCAAAAGCAAUCCGCCGAAGCCAUUGAGGCUGCCGAGAGGAAUGAAAAGGGGCUUCUCGAGAAGAUUGAGAUCGCUCAGAAGGAAUCUGCUGUAGCAAUCGAGGCAGCUCAGACGGAAGCAGCAGAGAAGGUCGAAAUCGUCAAGAAGGAGAGCGAGAACCUGAAGAAAGAGUAUGAGGAGAAGCUUGUAGAGCUCCAGAACCAGAUUACCGGGUCCGCAGACGAGAAAGAUAAGGAGUGGCAGAGCAAGAUUGAGCAGCUCAAGAGCGUUCAUGAAGAGCAAAUCAAUGCGCUUACAGUCAAGCUUGAGGCGUCUCAGAAGGAAACCGAAGAGUUGUUGGCAACCGUCGAGACAGUUAAGCAGGAGGCCAACCAACGCCUCGAAGCGGAAAUCGAGAGGGGCCAAUCUGAGUCCAAUAUCUUGAAGAAGACCCUCGACACAUUGAACAGCGACCUCACGGACAAGGAAGAACAGCUCGCAAAGUUCAAGACCGAUCUUGAAAAGAACGUCGAGAACCUGGCUGCAAAGGCCGCGGAAAUCGCCGAGCUCCAAGAGAAGCAUGUCGCUACUAUUGAAUCUCUUAACGCCGAGCAUGCAACUGAAAUCGACACUCUUAAGAAGUCGUACGCUGCUGGGAGUGAGGAGAAAUAUGCUACUCUUAAUGCCAAGUAUGAUGAACUAGUCAAGGAACACGCAGCCGCGACCGAGGACCACCAGACCGAGCUGGAGACUAUGAUUGCGGAGAACAAAACCGAGAUCGAGAGGCUUACGGAGGAGCUCAAGAAUUCCGAAGAGGAGUCGCUUAUACAACUUGAGGAGAGCCACGCCGAAGUUGUCGCCCACCUCGAGGGGGAGAUUGCUGAUCUGGAGAAGGCAAAGUCAGAGCUCCAGGCUGCUCUUGAGGCCGCGCCGGCUCAGGAUGAUCUCGAGAAGCUCAAGGCUGAGUUUGCCGAGGAGAAGGGAGAGUCUGUGGAGCAAAUCCAGAAGCUUAAGGAAUCUCUCGACGCUCAAAUCACAGCGAAGGUGGCCCUGGAAGAGGACCUCGAGAAGUCAAAGGCCGAUAAAGAGGAACUCGCCAAACAGCUCGCCAGCAUCCAGGAGGAUAUUGACGCAUUUAAGGCUGGCAAGGAGGCUCUCCAAACUAAUGCCGAUGACUUGCAGUCUCAACUCAAGGAGCUUACCGAGAGGUCCACCGCUGAUGUCGAAUCGUUCAAGAAGCAGAUCGAAGAGAUGCACGAGCGUGCCAACAAUGAUGCCACAACUCUUGAGCAAAUCUACACUGCACAGAUCAACGACCUUGAGUCUAGGGUAAGUAGUUUGAAGGAGAAGCUUGCUGCCGCUGAGGCAGGAAACAAGGAUGUCGGUUCAAGUCUCCAGGAGCUCGAGAAUGCCAAGAAAGAGAAGGAAGCGGCAUUUGCUCAAGCUGUCAAGGAGCUUGAAGGGAAGGAGGCGGUUAUUGCCGCCAUUGAGAAGGAGUUGGAAGCCCUUAAGGCCGAGAAGGAGGAUGCCGUUAACGCUGCUAAUGCUGAAAAGGAGGCUAUUAAACUAGAUUCAGUUGCCGCUCUUGAGGCCGUUGAGAAGAAGCUUGAGUCAACCAAGACUGAGCUCGAAACUGCUUUGGCUGAUGUUGCUAAGGAAAUGGUUUCCCUCCAGGCUAUUGUUCAGGAGAAGGAGACCGCUCUCGAGAGUGUUGCUAGGCAUAACGCAGAACUUGAUCUCGCCCUUGAAACCGCUACUAAGCAGAAUCUUGAGCUUAAAGGUGACCUCCAGACCUUCAACGAGAAGCUUGCACUCGCAGCUGAGGACAAGGAAGCCGCUCUUGCAAAGGCUCUCAAGGAGGCACAGGAGAAGGCAGCUGCUCUUGAAAAGGCCGAGGAACUUGAGAUGUCAUUGAAGGAGAAAUUGGCCCUUGCCGAAGCUCUUGUAAGCGAGAAGGAAGCCGCCAUUGUCAACAUCACCAAGGAAGCUACCGCCCGGCGCAGCGUUCUUGAAGCCGAACUCGCUGAGAAGGAACUUGCAUUGAAGUCGAAGGAAGAGGUGAGCACAGAAGAUGAACCCGAUCUGAUGGAAGACGAAUCGGGCGCCGAGGAUAGCGCCGAAGAAUAUAUGGAAGUUAAGCAUAUCUCUGUUACAGGAAUUGUCAGCCACCCACCUCCCCGCUGA